AUGUCGCUCUCCAAUCCUUCCCCGCCCUACCCGCUCCACCCAUCGGUCGAGAAUCUCCUGGACCCCGAAUACGUCGAGUUCUACAACACGCACGUAUUUGACAAGCAGCAGGUGCACCUACAGCCCGUUGAGGCGUCGCGCACAAGCGGCAUCCUUAUCCCCGGGGGUGGGCCACUUAUAGAAGUCGGCAAGACUGUCGAUAUCACCAUUAAGCGACGGGCAACCGAUGGUCCCGACAUCCUGCUGCGCGCAUUCACACCUGCAGGCGAGAAACCUGGAGGAGGAUGGCCGGUUAUGUUGUACUUUCACGGAGGCGGGUGGGUUUUGGGGAACAUCGAUACGGAGAAUGUGGUGUGCACCAAUCUGUGUUCGAGAGGUGAUUGCGUGGUUGUGACCGUUGAUUACCGUCUCGCACCGGAAAAUCCGUGGCCAGCUGCAGUACACGAUUGUUGGGAGGCGCUCCUGUGGCUCAUAUCAGACGGCGUUGCCGCCCUUGAGGUCAAUAUCAGCAGAAUAGCAACAGGAGGGUCAUCGGCAGGAGGAAACUUAGCAGCGAUCAUCACACAAAAAGCAUUGACUCUGUCUCCGCCUGUCAAGUUCCUCGCUCAGCUGCUUUCCGUCCCUGUUAUGGAUAACACGGCGCUGGUAUCGAACAAUGACUCCUACAGGCUGUAUGAGUUCGCACCUGCUCUCCCAGCCGCCAAGAUGCUGUGGUACCGCAAUCACUACCUCCCGAAGGAAGAGGACUGGACACACCCGGAGGCGAGUCCGUUGUUCUAUACUGGGGACUGGUCUGCUCUGCCACGGGCGCUGAUCAUGGUCGGCGAGCUUGAUGUGUUGCGCAGGGAGGGUGAGCAGUAUGGGGAAAAGCUGACGGAGGCCGGAGUCCAGGUCGAUUUGCAAGUAAUGAAGGGGAUGCCACAUCCAUUCUUAGCGAUGGAUGGUGUAUUGAAGGAGGGAAAGCGGUCAAUAACGCUGAUGUGUGACCUACUGAAGGACGUUUUUUCGACCUAA
This is a messenger RNA of Aspergillus calidoustus, 1014 nucleotides long. The record is from the annotation of a GenBank genome assembly. Lineage: Eukaryota; Fungi; Ascomycota; Eurotiomycetes; Eurotiales; Aspergillaceae.